This is a messenger RNA of Anarrhichthys ocellatus (wolf-eel), 2061 nucleotides long. It is a transcript of the gene hsh2d, whose product is annotated as hematopoietic SH2 domain containing. The coding region runs from base 60 to 1145 and encodes 361 amino acids. Lineage: Eukaryota; Metazoa; Chordata; Actinopteri; Perciformes; Anarhichadidae. The transcript is spliced from 5 exons. Gene Ontology annotation, cellular component: cytoplasm. The record is from RefSeq and is a predicted model, not a curated record.
UUGUCCUCCGUGAAUUUUCCAACAGACCCAACAGAGGAUUAAAUGAGCUGUUUCCCAGGAUGAUGGAGCGGAGUCAGUCGUCACAAGGACAGCAUGAUGCUAUCACCUGGUUCACAGAGUCCCAGCGCCGGCUUGUGAUCAGGAACGGCAUCAUCCCAGAAUGGUUUCAUGGGAUCAUUUCCAGGAAUGUGGCAGAGGAACUGCUAAUGUCCAAGCCUUCUGGCUACUUCCUCAUCAGAGUCAGUGAGAGCAGGAUUGGCUACUCUCUCUCUUACCGUGCUGAGGACCACUGCAGACAUUUCAUGAUCGAUGCAGUGGAGGACGGCCAUUACAUCAUACUAGGGGAGAACAGGAGUCACCGUAGUCUGCAGGAUAUGGUGGACUUUCACAGACGGACUCCCAUCAUGCCUUUCAGUGUGGUGCUGACUGUCCCUUGUGAACAGACAUCGAAUGACAAGAGUGACUAUGCAGAUUUGCUGUUUCCCCAAAGACAUCCUAACCCUAACACAAGCUGGUUGCCAACCAACCCGCUGCAUCCCAGCAUAGGUCACCCAACAUCACAAGAACAAAUCCCACCUGCCCUUCCUUAUCGACCUAAUGACUUGAAGAACGCGGCAGUCCGGUAUCCGAACAACCUUUACCCUAAUUUGGAAGCCGAAAUUCCACGUGUCCUCUUCCCUCUCCCAGUCCUGCCUGCGACCAGAAAUAGAUGCACAGCCAACAACCCUCCAUCCAACCAGCCUCCUCAGGUCCCUGCUCGGACCUCUGUUCCUCCACUGAAGCAGCACCAGGCUUGUAUCAAAACGGUCUCUGAGAGUCCCCACACACCUACAGCCACUGAGCACCCCCUCAGCGGCAACAUCCAGUUCGCAAAGAACCAGGAGGCAAAGAUGUCAGUCGUCUCCAACCUGAAGAACCUCAAGAAGAAGUUCCAAAAGAAGAGAAGCACGUCGCACAAGUACGCAGAGGUUAACAUGGAGGCGACUGAAAGGAGUGGAAACGCUGGCAAUGAGUACCAGUACAUCACAGGGCAGCAGACCGCCAAUGCUCCACCAUUAUCCUACACCUGCACUGAUGUGAGACUGACUGAUGGAGAGUUACCUUAUGAAUACCUUCCACCUCCACCUUUCGCUCCAGGCUUCUGAUACACUACUGCGACUUUAGAAAAAUAUUGUACAGAUGGAUCAAACGCUAAGUGGGUGCAGGACAAAAGCAUCGUACAAUUUAAAAAGGAGCUUGUUUCAGUCUUUAAGUACACGAUUAUGAAGGAUAAGGUAACGAAAAGGAUUAUAAAGGUUAAACUGUUGUCCCCGCGUGACUGUAAUUAGUGCCAAUUUUGAGUGCUUCCUCUUUUAUUUAUUUGCUAGUUUAUUCAACAGAUAAAUAUUGUUACAUAAGGAGAAGUAAUGUAAAUGUACUCUAUGUAAGCAACAGCUAGCCUCUUCUUUUGAAUUCAGGUUAAAUGUUUAUAUAUAUAUGCCUCUCUGGUAGCUACUGUAAUGUAUGAAGAGGCAGCAGGAGGAAGUUUGAUGCAGAGCUGGUAAAUCAGAAAUGACAUGGUUUAUGUCAGCUGCUUUGAAUACAGGAAACUUAGCAUCAGGUGCAGAUCUGUUAUCUGCAACAUGACAGGAAGAAACUGCUGGUUAAACUUUUUUCAGAAAUAAUACAGGUGAGUAAACGUAAUUUCAGGCUGCCUUCAAACAUCUGGCCGGGGACAGCAGAUGAAAACUAGCCUCUCUGGCUAACUCCGGCUCACUUACAGUUUGACUGUUGAUUGGAAAUAAGUUUACUUUUGCAAGGGGUAAACACGUUUCAUUUUUACUGCAAAUGGCUUUGUCAGACCCUUGUUAUCAUUAUUACGAAGCAUCUAGAGACCAUUUGCUCUCAAUAAUAUUUCAUAUUUGUACAACUCGAUAAUAUAUCUGUACAAAGCAUCUCAUUUUGUUACAGCUAUUAAAUCACCUUUGAACAAUCUGUUAUGGCUGUUUUGCAGUCCCUGUUUUAUGGCCUUUAAUGAUCCGUCUGUCUGCAGUGUAAAACGAGAGGCUUGUGAUUUUGACU